Bipolaris maydis ATCC 48331 is the source of this 1227-nucleotide messenger RNA. RefSeq lists its product as uncharacterized. NCBI's taxonomy places the organism in Eukaryota, Fungi, Ascomycota, Dothideomycetes, Pleosporales, Pleosporaceae. Gene Ontology annotation, molecular function: zinc ion binding. The record is from RefSeq and is a predicted model, not a curated record.
AUGAUGUCGAAAUUUUACGAAAGACGUCAUAGCCCCCAGAAAGACGAGAAGUAUACAAACUAUGCUAUGGCAUAUUUCCGGAAAGAGCUUGAGGAGAGUAACCAGUACCUUGUGACUCCUCAAGAGCGCGAGAAUAUGGUAGCUCUAGCAUACCGAGCAAACCCAGGGGACCAGAAUACUCGCCUCGUCCAGCUCAAAGCUCAGAAAUGCUCCUGUCUCGCUUUCCAGGAUCACAAAAUUCCUUGUAGACAUGCGAUUGCCGUUUGUCGGUUCUUUAAUACUAAACCCGAGAAGUAUAUUGCCAAGUUUUACGAGAUAUCUGAGUACCGUGAGCAGUAUAGAUACUCUCUGUUACCGGUUUUACUGGACGAUCUCGAACCUGAUGGAGUUACAAAGCCACCUCCUUAUGCUCCCUCGCGAGGUCGUCCGGUCCAGAAAAGGAUGAAGCGAAGGACCCGGGAGACAGAGGCCCGGAGACUUGGAAAUCUAGCAUCACCAAACUGUCGGAAGGAGCAACAGGAUGAGGCUCGAAACCGAUAUCAAUCAGGCGCAACAUAUUUCCAACAACACCCGGAUGCUUCAAAUCGUCCUGUUCAGAUUACACCUAUCCAGCGCUGUCCCGAACAGAUUACAUCUAAUCAAGAGGCAUCAUCUCAACUUACUGAUCAAACCGUGUCUACUCUAUCUUUCAUUUCCCAACCUCUAGAAUCAAGAGAGCACGAUACCUUGUGGCAACGGAUCAGAGCUAUACAAGCAUCCCUUAAAGAAAUCGAGGCAAUAAGAGAGCGCCACCAGACUCAGCGAAUUGGAGCUGCUAGGCAAGCAGUGAACGAGAACCGAAAUAACGAAGACGGUCAACCUCCUACAGCACAGACAUCUACAGCGGAAGCAGAACAUUCAACCUUGCGGCUCACAUCUCCUAAACCGCCAGUAUUUCAGGCAAUUUUAGAUCAACAGCUACGGCUAGACGAUGAACAGCGAAGUAGCAGCGGCUCUCAAGUAGAUCUAGCCGCUUUACAAGUCACUUAUAUGGAUUCUACUAUUACGAACGAUACUUUUACAAUCGCGACAUCUAGCUCUAUUCCACAUAUCACCCAUAAUGUCACAUCAAGUCCACCUAGUAGAGAUAAAAGACCUAUGGCGAGUAGAGAGAGUAGUGUCCAAAGCGAAGAGCCUCCAGCCCUAUCAACGCGAUCAAGAAAAAGAGCUCGAAUAGGCCAAUUGUGA